AUGAGAGCAGAAUUGUAUCAAGGAAUUGUGGAUAGUGUCUUUAAUGGAGAAUUAAGAGGGAAUGAAGUUGGCAAAAGAAUUGUUCUACCAGCAACAUUUAUAGGAGGACCAAGAGAUAUGCGUCGUAGAUAUCUUGAUGCAUUGACAUUAGUACAAAGAUUUGGAAAACCAGAUCUAUUCAUUACAAUGACUUGCAAUCCAGAGUGGAAAGAAAUACAGCAAGCAUUAUAUGAUGGUCAAACAGCUCAAGAACGUCCAGACUUAACUACACGAGUAUUUCGAGCAAAACUGCAAGACCUGAAAUAUCAAUUAUUCAAGAGGAAAAUUUUUGGACAUGUAGCUGCACAUGUUGAUGUGGUUGAAUUUCAAAAAAGAGGGUUACCACAUGUCCACAUGCUGAUAAUUUUCAAGUCUGGGCAUAAGUUGAAUACGACAAGUGAAAUAGAUAAGUUUGUAAGUGCCGAACUUCCUGAUGAAGAAAACAAUUCCGAAUUGUUUGAAUUGGUGAAAAAACAUAUGAUGCAUGGACCUUGCGGAGAGAAAAAUCUAAAUAAUCCUUGUAUGGUAAAAGGAAAAUGCAAAUGCCAUUAUCCACGACCAUAUUGUGAAAGCACACAACAAGGUAAAGAUGGAUAUCCAAUUUACAGAAGAAGAAAAAAUGGAUCAAUUGUACGUGUUCGGAAUGCAGACUUAGACAACCAAUGGGUUGUGCCAUAUAAUGCACAUCUAUUGUCCAGAUACAACUGCCAUAUUAAUGUCGAGGUAUGCUCUGGUAUCACAGCAGUUAAGUAUUUGUACAAAUAUAUCUAUAAGGGACAUGAUAGGGUGGCCGUUCAUAUAACCCAAGAUGAUGAGCCGCGUCAAGUUGAUGAAAUCAAACAAUUUCAAGAUGCACGAUGGGUAUCUGCACAAGAAGCAAUGUGGAGAAUUUGUGAAUUUGGUCUGAAUGAUAUUUCUCCAGCAGUUAUCAACUUACAGCUUCACCUUCCUAACAAACAGUUUGUAUCCUAUCACGCAUCCCAAAAUCUGCAGAACCUUUUAUUGUGGGAUCAUGUUUCAAAAACAAUGCUAACUGAAUAUUUUACUAUGUGUGCUACAAGUGAAAAGGCAAGGCAAUUUCUCUACAGAGAAUUUCCAGAGCAUUACGUAUGGAAUAAGAGGGACAAAAUUUGGACAGAAAGGCAUAAAAUUAGCGUUAUUGGACGUAUAAGUGCAGUUAGUCCGAUUGAAGGAGAAAGGUACUAUGAAAAAUUAUUGUUGAAUCAUGUUAGGGGACCAACCUCUUUCCGACAUUUAUUGACGGUUAAUGGUAUAGAAUGCUCAACAUUCAAAGAAGCGGCACAAAAAAGGGGUUUAUUAGAAGCUGAUCAAAGCAUUUUCGAUUGCAUGAAUGAGGCAAUAACAUUUCAAAUGCCAAAUGAACUACGCAGGUUGUUUGCAAUAAUCUUGGUACAUUGUGCACCGACAGAUGUAAGAGUUUUAUGGGAUACUUACUUUGAUGCAAUGUCUGAAGAUUUUAAAAGGGAUGCCAAUACUUCAAUCCGACAACGUGUUUCUAAGACAUUGCUGAGCUUAAGAGUUUUGUUAGAGAGCAUGGGAAAAGAUAUAAAUUCAUAUGAUCUUCCCACAAUUCCUUCUUAUGAUGCUAAUAUAGAAAAUAAUUGUUCCAGAGAGAUACAAGAUGAGAUGUCGAUACAAAUUCCUGACGAAGAUCAAGAUGCAGAGUUAAAGUUGAAUGAUGAUCAACGGAAAGCAUUUUCUAUGAUUUUGAGUUCCAUACAGAAAGCAGAAGGUGGGAUUUUUUUCAUAGAUGGACCAGGUGGAACUGGAAAGACUUUCUUAUAUCGUGCACUAUUAGCUCAUCUUAGAUUAAGAAAACACAUAGCUCUUGCAACUGCUACAUCUGGAGUUGCUGCAGGGAUCAUGCCAGGAGGAAGAACAGCACAUUCACGCUUUAAAAUUCCUAUAAAUUCUGAUGAAACAAGUGAAUGUUCAAUUUCAAAACAAAGUGCAGCUGCCGAGUUAUUGCGGAGAGCACAACUGAUUAUAUGGGAUGAAGCACCGAUGGCAAAAAAAUGGGCAAUUGAAAAUGUAGAUAAGUUGUUAAAAGAUGUCAUGGGGAAUGAUAAAGAUUUUGGUGGAAAAGUCAUCGUUUUUGGAGGAGAUUUCAGACAAGUAUUGCCGGUUGUUCCUAAAGCUACAGUCUACCAGACUAUAUUAGCAAGUUUGGUUAAUUCUUAUUUAUGGGGCAGAAUGAAAAAGAUCACUUUGUCCAUAAAUAUGAGAUCAAAGAAUGAUCCACAAUUCAGCAAAUUCUUACUAAGUGUUGGAAAUGGUGAAGAACCGAUGGAUGAUGAAGGUAAUAUCAAAAUUCCAGAUGAUAUGGUAAUUGAGUAUGACAAUGAAGAAAAUUCUUUGAAAAGACUUAUCGCAGCCAUUUUUCCGAGUUUAGCAAGGAAUGCAUAUUCGGCGGAGUACAUGACGAAUCGAGCAAUAUUAACGCCAAAAAAUGAGCAUGUGGAUAAGCUGAAUGAUAAGUUGAUAUCCGUGUUUCCUGGAGAAGAACAAAUUUUCAACAGUUUUGAUGAAGCUAUUGACCAGACAAACAUAAACUAUGACGUCGAUUUUUUGAACUCUUUGACUCCAAAUGGAUUACCUCCACAUAAGUUGGUCUUGAAGAAAAAUUGUCCAAUAAUUCUUUUAAGGAAUUUAGAUCCAUCAAAUGGUCUGUGUAAUGGCACGAGAAUGGUGUGCAGAGACUUUAAGGGCAACGUCAUAAACGCAGAGAUAAUGCUUGGCCAACAUAUGGGAAAGCAUGUCUUCAUUCCAAGAAUUCCUCUUUCGCCAGCUGAAAAUGAAGGAUAUCCUUUUCAGUUUAGACGAAAACAAUUUCCAAUCAGACUUUGUUUUGCAAUGACAAUAAACAAAGCUCAAGGACAAACUAUACCAAAUGUUGGUGUAUAUUUGCCUUCUCCGGACAACAAAAUCAUGAAGAAUCAGAAAGAUGCAAUUGAUGAUUCGCAUUGUGUUCAAGACACUCGGUACGCAACUGGAAUUUCAUCAUUUUAA
Molecule: messenger RNA, 3069 nt
Organism: Salvia miltiorrhiza (redroot sage)
Lineage: Eukaryota; Viridiplantae; Streptophyta; Magnoliopsida; Lamiales; Lamiaceae
Exons: 2
Coding region: 1-3069 (1022 amino acids)
Biological process (GO): telomere maintenance; DNA repair
Molecular function (GO): DNA helicase activity
Source: RefSeq, a predicted model, not a curated record